CGGUUUUUAUUUAAUUGAAGCUCAAACUUUGUCCAGUUUGACUCGAAAAACUUAAACUGGACAAAUACACUGGAACGGAGGGAGUAUCAUUUAUCUUAGUACAUAUUUUGUUGAGUGUGAAGCCAGGAAGCUAGGUGGAAGCUAACAGGAAAUUGACAGGAAGCUACCUAGAAGCUUACGGCUUAAUCAUUGUCUCCAUAACUAAUCUCUAUUUAAGAGAUGAUAAUGUGCUUGUAAUUGUGGUGCAACAAAUGAAAUAAAAUCCUCCUAGUUGCCCCGUGUGGAGUAGGUUGCAGUUGGCGACCGAACCACACUAAAUCCUGUGUCAUUUAUUUUUUCUGCAGUUGAUUCGUGAUUGUGUUUUGUUUCCGCGUGCGUUUAUUCCCAACAAGUGGUAUCGGAGCUUUGUCUCGUCAACACACCGGAAAUCCGAUCAGCAGAAACUAAUUAGAGGGGUGCCACUUAAAGAACCCUGUGCAGUAGCAGGAGCCUGUGUUUGGGCCGCUGCCACCGGAGCACCCCCAUCCCUGUCGAUCCACGGAGCGCUGCCACGCUUGAAUCGGGAGACCUGCAGCAGGGAGUGAGUCAUGAGAGACUCGCCGCUGCCGCCAUCAAUCACGCAGCCCCAAAACCGCCGUCAACCGCGCGCAGAGGAGGAGCCGCUGGUCCGUCCAGCCGCCGCCACUAGCCGCGCAAAGAGGUGCAUCUCUGGUCUGUCCAGCCGCUGCCGCUAGCCGCCGCGUUAAGGAGAUCCAACGCCGUCGGGUUGAGGAGCCGCCGUUUCCGUCCAGAUCGAAAGGUGCUGCCGUUGACCCAGUUGCCGCCGAGCUACUAUACCGCCUUCUAGUACAGAUCGCCGUCACCGUUUGACUUCCGACCGCCGCACGCAGGAGCAGCGACAGAAGGAGCCGCCGCCGCCGUAAUUGAUAGCAGAUCCUGAACUGCCGCCGUCCUCAUUUGAAGCUACUGGUUCGAGCAGGUCACAAGCCGCUGUAGUCUUCAGCCGUAGAGUGUCCAGAAGCUUCGCUGUGCAGUGGCAAAAAGGAAUUUUUUUCUUUUGGCAGGUACUGUUCAAUCCUAUUAGUGGAGUAUUAUUGUGGACCGUGACUUGUGGAUUGGUGAGGUGCUAUUGGGUGUAUUAUUGGAGUGGUGGGCCACUGGUGAAAAAAAAGUGGUGGAAGCCAUUGUAGAAUUUUUUGGUGGAAGUGGCGUGUUGUUUUUAGGAGGUGGAGAAAGUGGACAAAAGGUGGGCCAACAUUAUUAGUGGUGGGUAAUUGUUUUUUGUGGUGCUGAAUUUUUUUUAGUCCUAGAUAUUUUAUCUGAUAAAAAUAUCAAGAUUUGAAAUAAGUUGUACCGUGUAUCUCAUCUUGUCGUUGGAGAUGGCAGAAGAUGGGAAGUUUCGAAUUGAGAAGUUCGAUGGCACAGAUUUCAGUUGGUGGAAAAUGCAAAUUGAAGAUUUGCUAGUUUAGAAAGAUUUGGACGUGGUUCUAGGUGACAAGCCAGAAAAGAUGUCAGAUGCAAAUUGGGCAGGUUUGGAUCGGAAAGCAAUGUCCGUGAUCCGAUUAUCGUUGACCAAGAAUGUUGCGUUCAACAUUCUAAAGGAGAUGACAGUGAAAGGCAUUAUGGAAGCGCUGUCUAACAUGUAUGAGAAGCCAUCUGCAGCAAACAAGGUGUUUCUGAUUAGAGAAUUGGUAAACACAAGGAUGAAAAAUGGCACUUUAGUUACCGAGCAUAUCAACAAGUUGAAUUCGAUCUUAGCCAGACUUUCGUUAGUGGGCAUUAAGUUUGAUGAUGAAGUUCAAGCUCUACUACUGUUAUCGUCAUUACCUAACAGUUGGUCCGAAACUGUUACAGCAGUUACUAGUUUAGCGGGACCUGACGGAUUCACUUUUGAGAAGAUUCGUGACUUCGUUCUUGGCGAUGAUGUCAGAAGAAGGAGUUCUGGUGAGUCUUCGGAAGAAUCACUAAAUAUCGUCAGAGGCAGAAGAAAUAACAGAGGUAGUGGGAGCAAGAACAGACGAAGGAGUCAGUCGAACACUCGGGAUAGCUCAGGUGUAACAUGCUGGAAGUGCAACGAGGUGGGGCAUUUCAGGAAUCAAUGCCCAAAAGAGGAUAAGCAAGUAAACAUUGCUGAAGGCUCCACGAGCGACGAGGAUUUGUUUAUUUGUUGUGCGGAGAGCAAUGUGGAUUCCUGGGUCAUGGAUUCUGGUGCUUCAUUUCAUGCUACCCACAGCGGUGAAGCAUUGCAGAAUCUAGUUGUUGGGGACUUUGGAAAAGUACGACUAGCCAACAACAGAGCUCUUGAUGUGAUGGGCAUGUGUGACAUAGUGCUGAAGACCCCAGUCGGUUUCUGGACUUUGAAGGAUGGCACAGUGGUUCCAGGCUUGAAGAAAUGUUUGAUUUCUGUCAGGCAGUUAGAUGAACAGGGACACGAGGUGAAGUUCGGAAACGAGCAGUGGAAGGUCAUAAAGGGAAAUCUUGUCAUGGCCCACGAAAAAAAGAGUGGGUUGUUGUACAUGGUUGGGUUACCGUCUGAGGGAGUGACCAUCCCAGUUCAGAGGAAAAACAAAGUCUGGUUCACAGAGUCUCGUGGGCAGAAGAAGGUUGUCUUUGCAAGAGAGAAACCUAGAGCCACAGGUCAGACUCAGGUUGGACGAGCAAGGAAAGGUUCAAGGUGGCCAGUCAGAGGUAUUUGUGGCAGUGGGAGCAUAGGUGGUGCUUCAGCCAAGGUUCCUAGAAGACAAUGGGUCCGGAGAACCAGUAUUCCAGCUGUUGAAACAUCUCCAUUAGAUUUUUUUGCUGACUAUGGAGAAUGUUUGUUCUCAAGAUGUUCCAGGAUCCGACAAUGCGUGUGUGCAGUGGGAGUCGGUAGGGACCGAGGACGAGUCAGGGGCAGUUCAAGCCAUGACUGAUGGGUUGAAACUCAAGAGAGUUUCAACAGAGUCUUCUCGAUGAUCAAGAAGGCUGGUGGCAACUAGAGGUGGUGGAAUUUUGAGUUCCGUUAUCAGAUUACAGAAGUCCAUGUGCACAGUUGAAGCGCAGGUGAACAUUGUUCCGUGGCUUCAAGUGGGAGAUUGUUGAGUGUGAAGCCAGGAAGCUAGGUGGAGGCUAACAGGAAAUUGACAAGAAGCUACCUAGAAGCUUACGGCUUAAUCAUUGUCUUCCUAACUAAUCUCUAUUUAAGAGAUGCUAAUGUGCUUGUAAUUGUGGUGCAACAAAUGAAAUAAAAUCCUCCUA
Cuscuta campestris is the source of this 3237-nucleotide messenger RNA. Lineage: Eukaryota; Viridiplantae; Streptophyta; Magnoliopsida; Solanales; Convolvulaceae. The record is from the annotation of a GenBank genome assembly.